This is a messenger RNA of Danaus chrysippus (African queen), 300 nucleotides long. NCBI's taxonomy places the organism in Eukaryota, Metazoa, Arthropoda, Insecta, Lepidoptera, Nymphalidae. The record is from the annotation of a GenBank genome assembly.
AUGAUAGCAGUCGUUAUCCUCUCCACGCAUUCCUUGUUCCACGCCCGACACCGGAGGGCGCCGUCGCUAAAGCGCGAUACUACGGGCUCGCCUCGGGCGGCGCGAACCAAUUACCCGCCGCCGCCGCGCGGGCAUUUACCCCCCACCCCCCCACAGCCGUCACCCUUCACCCCGCACCCUUCACCCGUCACCCGUCACCCGUCCCCUUUACUUAUCUCCGGCGCUCUCUGCGCGCCGGGUACUCUGCCGCCAGCUGAACGCCCGCAAUGCGAAUGCGUUAGCUUUUUGUUGCACGUGUGA